Messenger RNA from Lasiodiplodia theobromae, 2661 nucleotides. RefSeq names its product Glycosyl transferase family 2. Lineage: Eukaryota; Fungi; Ascomycota; Dothideomycetes; Botryosphaeriales; Botryosphaeriaceae. The transcript has 3 exons. Bases 1 to 2661 code for a protein of 886 amino acids. The record is from RefSeq and is a predicted model, not a curated record.
AUGGGUCUCAAGUCUUACUUCGCCCCCCGCAAGGGCGAAGACAAGAAGAAGAAUGCCGCCAAGCCAGACGUGUCCAACGAGAAGGCCGUCGAGGCCCGCCCUGACAGCCUGCCACCGCUUGACUCCCCUCGGCCUGCCUAUCUUGCAGGCUCGAGCGGUUCCUCUCCAUAUGGCUCCCGCCCGAACUCCCUUUACCGGAACUCAGGCAUGGACCAGUUGAGUGAAAUCAAAUGCGAUGUCAUGGUUAACUGGCUGCACUCUCAGCAGGAGGAAAAGCUGUGGUGCGCCGGCGAGUAUGAGGAGGGUGUUGUCUUGAAGAAGGCUCGCGGCUCGUAUGCAUGCUGCCCUGCCGAGCUGGCAGAAGAGCCGAAUGGCUUCUUGAAGGCCGUCGAGCAGCUCAACGUUCGCGUCGCAAUGACUGUCAACACCCGCGUCAUCAAGAUUCUGCUCCAUAACAACAACCUACCGUAUGUCGAAAUCCAGAAGGGUCUACGAGUCCAGGUGCUUCCCGAUAUAUCGUACCUGCCGCGUUGCCAGAAGCAUCAGUUCGCUGCCUUCAUUGCCGACCGUGGAAUUCUUGUCGUGUGGGAAGACCAGCCGAAAAAGCUGCUCGAGCGUAUCAAGAACAUCGAAUCUGCCCUUAUGGACAUGAUAUGGCAGGAGGGCGAAGACGGUGACGACGAGAAAAAGGAGGCCUCCUACGAGGUCUAUGAGCUUGAGGACCUAGAAGCCGCCGAGGAGAAGCCCCGUAAGACCGUGUUGAUCCAAGCGCUGAUCACCGCAUGCACUAUGAUCGUCACUUGCGCUGCCAUUGGUUCUGGCUGGCGUGAAAUCGCUGUCCAGCUGCAGGUCGAUGGCGACUACAUUCGCCUCGCGUUCGCCGCCGUGGUGAUUCCACAGGUCUGGCUGUCUUUGUUCUUCUUCCAGGCUCUCGUUGGCAACGUCGCACAAAUCAUUGGUCCCAUCGGCCAGGUCAACGAAAACAGCAAGUACUACUCUGGAAUCGCCCCUCGCCGACUGAACCGUGACACUGGUGUUCUCCCCCAUGUGACUAUCCAGUGUCCCGUCUACAAGGAAGGCCUUCACUCGGUUAUUGAGCCCACCAUCCGCUCCAUCAAGGCUGCCAUCUCCACUUACGAGAUGCAAGGCGGUACUGCUAACAUCUUCAUUAACGACGACGGCAUGCAGUUGAUCUCAGAGGAGGAGGCCCAGGCGCGUCGUGAUUACUAUGACGAACACAACAUUGGUUGGGUUGCUCGUCCGAAACACAACCCUAAGCCUGCUGAAGGCGAAGAGGUUUUCCUCCGUCGCGGCAAGUUCAAGAAGGCCUCCAACAUGAACUAUGCCCUCUGGGUCUCCAACCGCGUCGAAGAGAAGCUGCUCCCUCUACAUCGCUCCGAUACCUGGACUCAAGACGACGAAGCUGCCGCCUACCGCAAUGCACUUGCCGAGGUCGUCGCCGAAGACGAAGGUCGCACUUGGGCUGACGGCAACAUCCGCGUCGGUGACUACAUUCUGUUGAUUGACUCCGAUACCCGUGUCCCCAAGGACUGCUUCAUCGACGCCGUCAGCGAAAUGGAGCAAUCUCCACAGGUCGGCAUCAUCCAGUACUCUUCCGGUGUUAUGAACGUUACCGAUAGCUUCUUCGAGCGCGGUAUCACCUACUUCACCAAUCUGAUCUAUACGCAAAUUCGCUACUCGGUCGCCGGCGGUGACGUUGCUCCCUUUGUCGGGCAUAACGCUUGGUUGCGUUGGUCUGCGGUCCAGAACAUCGCUUAUGACUGCAAGGACGACCACCGCGAGAAGUACUGGAGCGAGGCGACCGUAUCUGAGGAUUUCGACAUGGCUCUCCGCUUGCAAACCGAAGGCUAUACCAUCCGCCUCGGUGCGUACAAGGGUGACGGCUAUAAGGAGGGUGUGUCUCUUACUGUCUAUGAUGAAUUGGCCCGUUGGGAAAAGUACGCGUACGGCUGUAGCGAACUGAUCUUCCACCCGCUUCGCUAUUGGCCUGUACGCGGUCCUUUCACCAAGCUCUUCCGCAGGUUCAUUGUGUCCAGCAUGCCGCUGCCCUCGAAGCUCACCAUUAUGGCCUACAUCGGUACUUACUACGCCAUUGGCUCUGCUUGGAUCCUCACCCUCCUCAACUACUUCAUUAUUGGCUGGUUCAAUGGCUACUACGACCACUACUACACCUCCUCGUUCGAGAUCUACUUCGGUAUUGUCGUCGUCUUUAAUGCCCUCGGCAAUGUCUCUCUCGGAAUUCUCCGUUACCGCACCGAGGAAAAGGCGCUCCUUCCCGCGUGGUUCGAAUGCUUCAAGUGGGUGCCACUUAUGACUUGCUUCUUGGGUGGCUUGUCCCUGCACGUCUCGCAAGCCAUCCUCUGCCACAUGUUCUCCAUCGACAUGUCGUGGGGCGCAACAGCCAAGGAGGCCGAGAACAUCUCCUUCUUCGAGGAGAUUCCGCGUGUGCUCAAGCGCUUCAAGUACACCUUCAUCUUCUGCAUCGCUUGCAUCGCCCUCAUGAUCUGCGGCGCCUACGUCUUCCCCCCGCUCUGGCAGGUCAAGACCUUUGUCGCCAUCUGGCCGCUGUGCACCAUCGUUGGUGCGCAUCUGCUUCUCCCUAUCGCCCUAAACCCGAACUUGAUGCUGUUCACGUGGUAA